AUGGCCGAAACAAAUGCCAACAUCAACGUCUCUGGCCCUUCCGAGUCCUCGGUAGCCAAUGGCGCGCAAAAGGCUCGCAACCAAACCGCAUGCGAUGUCUGCCGAGCAAGAAAAAUCCGGUGCACCUAUAUUCCCAGCCAACAACGAUGUCGAGGUUGUGAAUUCCUCGACGUGGAAUGUACGCAUGAACGACCAAGAAGGAAACGGGGACCGCCGAACAAACAUGCACAGAGAGCCCAGAAAGAAACCUCUGGAUCCCCAGCGGUUCCGUCUCCCACCAACACAAUAUCACCAGCUGGAAAUAGCGAGGCCCAUGGUUCAAGUGCAUCGCUACAAAGCCCACAGUUACCAGUUUGCAUGGCAAACCCAAACCCAAACCCAAACCCAAACCCAAACCCAACACCUGAAGCCUGCCCCGGAUCUGGCAGCCAUUGGCUCUCGGUAUUUGCCCCAGAGUCUACCAUAUCGCGCCUGCUUGGGGAUUGGUUCAGCGUGAUCCACCCGUUGGCUCCGAUCCUACUCCGUCGCCAGUUCCUCCGCCGUCUUCGUCAAGGUGUAGCCGACGUCAACGCCGAGUUUUGCGGGCUCGUCAUUAGUGUAUGCGCGGCAACCAAAGCGACGCUACCCCGGAGUGACUAUGGACCUGUCACGGUAGACUAUUGCGUCGAGUUUCUGGAUAGCCAUGGACUGCUCAAGAGUCACUUCACUCAAGACCCUUUCAGCAUCGACAGGUGCAUCGCCUUGUACAAUUUAGGUACCGCCAUGGGCGCCACCGCAAAGUCGGGUCUGAGCAGUAUGCGCGCCUAUCACGCGUUGAGCGAGGCGGCUGCAGGGACUCGGUACCUGGCGUAUUAUCGGAUACACGAACACGAUGAGGCUGAACAGCAGCUUCUGAGGAGGCUUAUUUGGCUCCUCUUUGCUGGCGCGUGGUACGUUGAGGCUCUAGAGUGGAUAAGAGAGAUGCAUCGGUCAAGGCUAAUCAGACCUGGGGUUUCCAGCAGCGCGGAUAUUUUCGGAAGACUUCCAAUCAGCCUCCUCAGCCAGGAUCGAAUCGAGAACUUCCCAAGACCACUUCCCUUAUCAGAUGAUCAGAUGGAGCCUGCGAACCCCGACAUGUGUCACGAACCGCCUUGGCAUGGGGACGAUACCACUUACGUCCCAGGGCUCAACUCGUUGAGCGACUUGUUUCUCAUCUGGCAACAAGUGCAGCAAGUUCCCACCGACACUGACCCGCAAGCCACCAUCACGAGAUACUUGAUCAAGGUGCAACACGUCCUCGACAGUCUCCCGCCUGAGCUGCGAUGGCGCGGUGGUUUGUCGCGACCAGCAAACGUUACAGAAGGCCACGACGUGCAAAUCGCCAAUUUAUUCGUCACAAGCCUCAACAUCCGCUCAAACAUCCUCCAGAAAUUCGGCCCAACUGCAACGAGUGCUCAGGAACACCAGAAAAUUGUAGAUGAUUUGUUAGAAAUACUGUACCAUUUGCCACGGGCUGUUUUCGACGCUAAUGGCAGUAGUCUCGUCCCCAAGAUUCGGGACAUUGGGGCAGCGUACCUCGAGCAGACUCAAUUGGGGAAUGGCGUGGGUGAAGAGGAGAUUGGUGACGGGCGGGUUAAGCUGGAGCGUUUACUUCGGAAGCUAGAUGAUCUAGAUUGCUGGCAGGGAAUUGGUGUGCUUGAAGGUCCGCCCUUGAGAGUUGAAUUAUAA
Messenger RNA from Fusarium sp. VM40, 1707 nucleotides. NCBI's taxonomy places the organism in Eukaryota, Fungi, Ascomycota, Sordariomycetes, Hypocreales, Nectriaceae. The record is from the annotation of a GenBank genome assembly.